Messenger RNA from Triticum aestivum (bread wheat), 1728 nucleotides. Its product is annotated as F-box protein At5g46170. The transcript is spliced from 2 exons. Bases 498 to 1568 code for a protein of 356 amino acids. Lineage: Eukaryota; Viridiplantae; Streptophyta; Magnoliopsida; Poales; Poaceae. The record is from RefSeq and is a predicted model, not a curated record. Gene Ontology annotation, molecular function: protein binding.
GGUGCCGGAGAGCAGAGCAGAAGCGACCGCACGAGCCAGAAAAAAACAACUGCCGCCGGGAGGAGAGCAGAGGAGAAAAAUAUCCCCAAUCUCUCUCGCCUCGCCUCCGAUAAACGCUAGCCAGCAGCCUCGCCUGAUUGGCGCCGGGAGCCCGCCGGAUCGGAGCCUUGGGGCGCGUCGGCUCGCCGGAGGCGGAGGAGCUGUCGGUCGGGCGGGGAAUUGCGGCGAGUUUUCGGGUUGCUCCCUGGCCUCCCGGGCGCUCGCCGGCGUCGGAUCCGGCCCUGCUCCGGAGGAGAGCGCGGGUCUCGGUUCGGCUCCGCCCCCGAUUUGCUCGCCUGGGCUGGUUGACGCGGCUGCGGCGGCGGUGGCGACCGGCGACUGAGGCGGCCGCGUCGCGUCGCGUCGAUUUGGCGGGCCGUUGCUGCCAUUGCGCGAGCCAUCCGAAGAGCCAAGGUCGAGCAGCCCGUUCCUGCCAUUCCCGGCCUUCCGGCGGCGCGAUGCUUCCCAAGGCCCGAAUCCACGCGGACCCGGCGCUCGACUUCGAGCUCGAUCUCUUCGACUGCCUGCCGGACUCGCUCGUCCUGCUCAUCCUCAACAAAGUGGAGGACGUGCGUUCCCUCGGCCGCUGCUCCGCGGCGUCCAAGCGGUUCAACGGGCUCGUGCCCCACGUCCACGACGUCUGCGUCAAGAUCGACCGCGUCGUGGCGGUCGACGGCGACGGCGAGGACGCCCUCAACCUGAUCUCGCCCAAGCCCCGGAACAUCCUCUCCCACUUCCUCAAGCUGAUGCUCUUCACGAUCAUCAAGCCCUUCCACAGCGCGCGCGGCCCCAACGGCGCCGGGCGGCCGCUCUUCCCGCAGCUCGCGCACCACUCGCCGGCGCAGGUGCUCCGGAGCUUCACGCACGUGCGGAACCUCCACAUCGAGCUCCCUUCCGGGGAUGUCGGCACCGAGGACGGGGUGCUCCUGAAAUGGCGGGCAGAGUACGGGAGCACGCUUCAGAACUGUGUCAUCCUUGGGGGCACCAGGGUUGACCGCAAGCCUGUUGGCGCAGAGCAUGAGCCGUCUUCGGAGGACAACGGGAGCAUGCCGGAGUCUUUCUAUACCAAUGGCGGGCUCAAGCUCCGCGUCGUGUGGACGAUCAGCUCCCUCAUCGCUGCGUCGACGAGGCAUUAUCUUCUCCGGUCGAUCAUCAAGGAGCACCCCACACUUGUGAGCUUGGUGCUGACUGAUGCCGAUGGCCAGGGCACGCUGACCAUGGGAGCAGAGCAGCUGAAGGAGUUCAGAGAGAACCAACUGUCGGCCUCGGCAUGCUCCAACAGGACCCAGGUCCCGGCCUGCAACAUGAAGCUGAAAUACGCGCCAUAUCUCGAGCUGCCUGGAGGAAUUGCGCUGCAGGGUGCUACACUGGUUGCUAUCAAGCCCUCCACCGAGGGAAGCAAUGGCGGCCAUAUCAGCCGCAAGGAAACCGACGCAUUCAUCUCUGGAGCAUUUGAUGGGCCAUUCAAAUUCGCCCUGAAGGCGCUGAUGAAGAGGCGCACAUACCUUCUGGAGAUGAAUGGCUUCUAGGAGUUCUUCCUGGGUAUCUGCUUGCUGGUGCAAGCAAGGGUCGUUUGGCUGCUUUAACUUUUGGUCUGUGUAAUAGUCUGUGCUUGUUGUCUCGUGUGUUAGCUCUUUGUACAGUGGUGACAUUUCGUUAGCUAUAUGAAAAACAUAUCAAAUUAGUACA